AUCUACCUUCGAGUAUUGCCAGUGGCCAAGCAUAUGCUUUCUUGCCUAACCAGAGCGAGGUUUCCCAAUACCAGUUCCCCAUGGAGUUCGCCAGUUUGGUAAUGGUGAACACCUUGUCAACGAGGUCAUACAUCAAGUUGUCUCCUUUUGCCCCCUUUCGGACAGCAGUGGUACAAGUUUCGUUCUAUAAACCUCAUUGUGAGGAGCUGGCCGACAGUUUGGAUGGGGAAAAGGGGUCACUGACGCCCAUACUGUGUGACGUCAGAAAGGAAGAGCAGAUUCAAGCCAUGUUCGAACAGAUCCGGUCACAACUCGGGGGUGUGGACGUUUGUGUGAACAGCGCGGGCCUUAGCCAUGACGCCCCUCUGUUGACGGGUGCCACUGAACAGUGGAGAAAUAUGAUGGAGGUAAACGUGCUGGGACUGUGCGUGUGUACCCGGGAGGCUGUCAAGUCCAUGCAUGAGAGGGGUGUGGAUGAUGGCCACGUCAUACAGAUAAACAGUGGAGUAGGACACAAGCAGUAUGCGAAUAACCCAAGUGGACAUUUCUACAGUGCAACAAAGUUUGCUGUUACAUCUUUAGUCGAUGGCCUAAGGAAUGAGUUAUACGCCUCCAAAACCCAUAUCCGUGUCACAAGCAUCAGUCCUGGCCUUGUAGAGACCGAGUUUUCACACCGGAUGUUCACGCACAAACAAGAAGUCGCCGUGGCAAAAUACAGCCAAUUUGAGAAUCUGAAGCCAGAAGAUAUUGCGGACGGUGUGAUAUACGCACUCGGUGCUCCGAAACACGUGCAGGUCCAUGAAGUUAUGAUCAACCCAACGGAGCAGCCGUAAUAUUCGGUGUCCUCUUGAGGUUUUCGACUAAGUGUUCAUAGUUCGCCGAGUUAAAUGAACUCCAGCGAGACUUCUACAAAAAUGUAUCUAAGGAUAGUCUCAAUAUGACUGGGAAUGACUGUCUGUUUAAACUCAUGUCCCCUUAAGCAUUUAAAUACAGUGAGGGAACACACCCCAUGAUGCUACCUAUGGGUGCGGGCAGACCUUUAUAAACUCCUUAAAUUAUUUACAUUUCGCCCAGUCAUUGUGUCUUUUUUGUUUUUCAAAUGUUAUCAACUUUAUAUAAAAUAUAUCUUCCAUUUUGACUAUCAUAUACACGGUGCCUAUUUUAAAGUUUCUACAAUGUGUACAUAUUUCGCCCAGUGCAAUUAUUAAUAAACUUCCAAAAUUAA
Molecule: messenger RNA, 1225 nt
Organism: Mya arenaria
Lineage: Eukaryota; Metazoa; Mollusca; Bivalvia; Myida; Myidae
Product: dehydrogenase/reductase SDR family member 11-like
Exons: 8
Coding region: 81-833 (250 amino acids)
Source: RefSeq, a predicted model, not a curated record